GUUUAUCUAUAAGGCGGCGAGAAGCCGCAGCGUGCGCUCGGAAGGCCUGCGUGCGAGCUGGCGGUAGUGGUGAAUGUAUUGCUAUUGGUGGCUGUGGUGGGCAUAGGGUCGCAAUCCUCGGGCUAGGGGAUCGAGCGCUCAGGAGUCCGGUGGGGUACGGGGGCGUUGGUAUCGGGGCUUUGGAAGUCGGAGGGAAGGGCGUGGUGUCCUCAGGUGAUCGCGAUUAGAAGGCUGAGGAGCAAGAGGACUACUCGGCCAUUUCGUUGGAAGAGGAAGUUGGACAUCAGCUGUUUUAGUGAUUUUUUUUUCAGUUCAGCAGUGACUAUUUUCCAGGGGGGUGAGUUAAAAUGACUUAUCGUAUUUUACUGAGAACAGCUCGUAGGAAGACGGUCAGUACACUCGCUCCUUCCUCUACUUUUAAGGUUCCCCCCCCUUCGUUCCCCCCAGCCCUUCUAAGUAGGUGGGCAAACGGAGACCAGUCAUGAAUAAUUCAUGAGGGCCUACCCGUUCCUUAGCCACGCCCCUCCCAAUCGUGCUAACGCACGUUACGUGUACCAAACCUGGGGAAGCGACGUAACAGUCCCCGCCCCUAGGACGGAGGGCGGGGCACCGCCCUCAGCACGUGCUGCAUCAACCCGCGCAAGCCCAAAAGGAUGUGCGCAGGCGCUCCCCGCUAGGGGGAGGAAGGAGGCGGGGUAGGGAGCUUGUUGGGUUUAGAGCCGGGCGGAGACCGCUGAGACUCAUUCCUCAGGAACAAGGGUCGGGUGUCAAGGAGACCUUUUCACACCAGCUCCCCGUCCCCGCCUACGGUGGGUGGGUUCGCGCGGCAGAGACAAAGGAUAUCAGUAGGGACGAACAUAGCUGCGAAGGGAAGUAGGGUGUCAAUUUGGGGUGGUGGGCUUUUGGGGGGGAUUACAGGGAGCUAUAUUUAAACUCCCGGAGCCGUUAAGUUGGUUCGUACUCGGAUGCGCGCGCGACUAGGGUGGCGGCAGAGUGCGCAUGCGUGAUUCUGGGGCGAGAGGAACGCGCUUCGGCUGUGCGCGCUCUCGGCAAAGCGGUAGUGGUGGAGGAGCAGGGUCGGCGCACGCGCGGUUGGUUCCUGGAGUUCGGGUCUCGCGGGCAUCUUGUUUUGGUCUCGUAGGCGAGGGGGCCGCGCUUCGGGGGAGGCGCUAGGGCGCGAGACUAGGCUAGAGGAGCUGCGCGCGCACCCAGGGAAGGGGGGAAGGGAGCGGGUGUAGGAAGGGGGGGGGUUAAGCCCCCUGGUCCACCCUCUUAGCCCUCGACUGGGACGGAAUAAGGGGAGGAAAUGAUAGAGAUGGCGGCGGAGAAGGAGCCGUUUCUGGUACCUGCCCCGCCGCCGCCGCUCAAAGAGGAGUCAGGCGGAGGGGGCAGCCCCACGGUGCAGCCGCACCGAGAGCCCGCCUCCGGGGAGCUCCGCGGCGGUACGCAGCGUGGGCCUGGCCCGCGAGCACAACCAGCCGGGGUCUUGGCUUCUGGAGCGGGCAAGGAGAGCCCCGGGGCUACUGCCCAGCCUCGGGUCAGCCAGUCGCAGCAGCAACGAGGGGGCGGCCUCCACACGCACGGGGAGGCCCGCUUGUCGGAUCCCCACGGGCGAGCCGCUCCCCCGGAGCUGGGGGAGGAGCGACGGGGAGGGGGUGGAACAGAACUGGGACCCCCUGCCCCGCCUCGACCCCGGAACGGCUAUCAGCCCCACCGGCCCCCUGGGGGAGGUGGGGGCAAGAGGAGAAAUAGCUGCAAUGUAGGGGGAGGUGGUGGAGGCUUCAAACAUCCGGCCUUCAAGAGGCGCAGGCGGGUUAAUUCGGACUGUGACUCUGUGUUACCUUCCAACUUCCUCCUGGGGGGCAAUAUCUUUGAUCCACUGAACCUGAAUAGUCUCCUGGAUGAGGAAGUGAGCCGCGCACUCAAUGCUGAGACCCCUAAGUCAUCCCCGCUUCCGGCCAAGGGGCGAGAUCCAGUGGAGAUUCUCAUCCCCAAAGAUAUUACUGACCCACUGAGUCUCAAUACUUGCACUGAUGAGGCCCAAGUAGUUCUUGCUUCACCACUCAAGACUGGUCGGAAGCGACAUAGACACCGGGGACAGCACCACCAGCAGCAGCAGGCAACUGGAGGGAUUGAUGGCCACUCGGUGCUGCCCACAGCUCCCCCCACUCCCUCACUCCAUGGGGAGGGCACCACACAGCAGCAACGGCAUGCCCCCCAGCCCUAUGAACUCAACACGGCCAUCAACUGCAGGGAUGAGGUCGUGUCUCCCCUUGAGGUCGUGUCUCCCCUUCCGUCUGCCCUACCGGGUCCCUCAGGCUCCCUCUCAGCCUCUUCAGCUGCCUCAAUUACCUCUGCACCCCCGUCUUCCUCCUCACGACAUCGAAAACGUCGCAGGACUUCCAGCAAGUCAGAGGCAGGGGCUAGGAGUGGAGGAAGCCAGGGUCCCAAGGAAAAGGGCCGAGGGAGUGGGGGAGGCCGCCACCACCUCCACCCACUACCUGCAGCAGGUUUCAAAAAGCAACAGCGCAAGUUCCAGUAUGGGAAUUACUGCAAGUACUAUGGGUACCGAAAUCCUUCCUGUGAGGAUGGGCGCCUUCGGGUGUUGAAGCCUGAGUGGUUUAAGGGUCGGGACGUCCUAGAUCUGGGCUGCAAUGUGGGCCAUGUGACCCUGAGCAUUGCCUGUAAGUGGGGACCAUCCCGCAUGGUAGGCCUGGAUAUUGAUGCCCAACUCAUCCACUCGGCCCGCCAAAACAUCCGACACUACCUGUCAGAGGAGCUGCGUCUGCAAGCCCAGACUGCUGAGGGGGACCCAGGGGCAGAGAGUGAGGAAGGGAUCAAAACCGUUCGAAAGAGGACCUGCUUCCCAGCCUCACUGACAGCAAGCCGGGGUCCCAUUGCUGCACCCCAAGUGCCCUUGGAUGGAGCAGACACAUCAGUCUUCCCCAACAAUGUUGUCUUCGUUACGGGUAACUAUGUGCUGGAUCGAGAUGAGCUGGUGGACGCCCAAACACCUGAGUAUGACGUGGUGCUCUGCCUCAGCCUUACCAAGUGGGUACAUCUGAACUGGGGAGACGAGGGACUGAAGCGAAUGUUUCGACGGAUCUACCGGCACCUACGCCCUGGGGGCAUCUUGAUCCUCGAACCCCAACCUUGGUCAACCUACGCCAAGAGAAAGACUCUCACAGAAACAACCUACAAGAACUAUUAUCGAAUCCAGCUGAAGCCAGAGCAGUUCAGUUCCUACCUGACAUCCCCAGAAGUGGGCUUUUCCAGCUAUGAGCUUGUGGCCACACCCCACAGCACCUUCAAAGGCUUCCAGCGUCCUGUGUACCUGUUCCACAAGGCCCGUUCCCCCAGCCACUGAAUGGCCCCUUGAACAGAAAGUGUGAAGAAGCUGCCCGCUGCUCUUAAGGACCUGGGGAAAGAAAAUAUCCCGCAGUCUUUCCUUUCUGGCUCCAAAAGUUUCCUUUCUUGGAUCUGCAUAGAAAGCUUUUCCUGUGUUGCUGCCCCAGCCUCCUCCCUAUACCUCUGGUACCUAAGCAGCAAGCCCAGCUGUUCUGGAGUUACCGCCAUCUUCCUCUUCCCCCAGCCCACUGGCUGGAUGGCAUGGACUGUUUGCUGAUCUCUGUUCUCCUAGGGCACAGGAGGUGGGGAGUUAUCAAGUUCUCUGGGCUCUUCCUCCUGUCCUUCCAAGGAGAAAUUCCCAUUCUCCUCAGCCCUUGUCCCUGCCUACGUUUCAGUGGACCACAUGAUAGAGGGACUGAGGCUUAAGAGGGGGAAGCUUGAUGGGGAGGCAUGCAGGUACUGUGAAAAUCCCUCUGCUGUCCCCCAUGGGAGAGGGGGUUGGGUUUGGAAUGUAAGAACAGCACAAUAAACGAUGUUUAGGGCAAUGGCCCCCACACCUA
Molecule: messenger RNA, 3908 nt
Organism: Myotis lucifugus (little brown bat)
Lineage: Eukaryota; Metazoa; Chordata; Mammalia; Chiroptera; Vespertilionidae
Gene: MEPCE
Product: methylphosphate capping enzyme
Biological process (GO): snRNA modification
Molecular function (GO): O-methyltransferase activity; RNA methyltransferase activity; snRNA binding
Source: RefSeq, a predicted model, not a curated record